UUCAAUUAAGUACCAAAAAAUAUAACAAUCAUUAGUACCGAUUAUUUGUAAUUCGAAUUACCAUAAACAAUAAACAGAUUCGAAUGCUUCACGCUAUUCGAACAAUCAAGUCAUUUUCACUUUGAAUUUUUGUAUCACUAGUUCUUUUUAAGGAUUUGUUUCCGUUUUCCUCCAGACCUUGGGAGUACCACAAAUUAUACAAAAUAGGUAGUACCUAUUAAGAAACAAACAUCAAACAUGUCCGAGGAAAUAAUAGACGUUGAAAAUGAUAUAAAAUCGAUUACUGAAGAAUGUGAACAGAACUUACAAAACUCACCACUCGAGCUUAUUAAAGGCUGCAACGCAAUGUCAUUAACUACAGAAGAACAACAGCAAAUAUUUGAUUUUGCCCUACCAGCAAAAAGUACAAUUAAUAAACAUAUAGUUGUAGAUGAUGUAUCCAAAUAUACUUAUCCGACACAAAUGACGAACCCUUACGAAAGAGAAAACUGGAUAGUAUCUACAGAUCAUUGUUAUGCAAGACCUUGGAAUUGGAGACCAGAAACAAGUUUUCUACGUCCUACAAAGACAUUAUUUGUAUCUAAACCAAUCAGUGGAAGACGUAAACGAUCUAAUCCUUUAGCUCCCAUACAAGACAUUGAAGAUGUGGUUGAUGUAGAAACUGUAGUUGAAUUACCCCCUCCUAUCUAUGACGUGACUAAAGUAAAAAAUUUAAUGGAAGAAUGUGAAAAUUAUGCUUCCUCAGCCAGAGUUGAUGAUGUCGAUGAGUACUGGGAAGAUAAAAUAUCUCGAAACAAUUGGAAUCCGGCGCAAAACAGAAUAUUUAACGGCAUAGUAAAUAUACUGAAUAGCUUUAAUUUAAGUAAACUUGCCUAUACUGGUGUUCAUAAUGAACCGUUGUUAAGACGAACGGUCAUAGACAAAGCUGUCCAGAGGGUGAGACGUUUACUAGUUACAAUUUCUUGGGAUCCUAAAAUUGUUCAGUGGCUACAUCAAGUAUUAAUCGAUAAUCUAGAGUCUAGUUACCUUGCUGCUUAUUUGGAUAUCUUACAGACUUUAAAAUCAAAACUUCCAGCUUUUGUUGAAAAGAUGAUGUUCGCGCCUAAUUCAUCUUUACGUGUUGGCGCAUUAAAUAAUGCUAAUCUCCAUCCACUAUUAGAACGACCAUGGGACCCUGUUGCCUCUAGUUUAGUGCAGGAUAAACCCAAAAAACUUCCUGGCAAUCCUGUCAUAAUCUUAGUACCCGCAGCACCUAUUAUGUCAAAAAGAAUCAAUAAAUGGAUUAAACUUUUCUCUCACCUGGGAACUGUUGUUACCAUUCCUACAAAUUUCGGUUCUGCGGCCCACAGAAUGACCCUUACAAAUUGUGUCGACCAAAUGUUUUCGAUAACGAGAGGCAAGAUACAAGAUUUAAAAGCGGAUUAUCCUGGGAGACAUAUAAUUUUAUUAGGCUUCAACGCGGGAGGAACUUUAGCAUUACAAAUUGCGCAAGUUGAACCUGUUCUGUGCGUAGUAAGUUUAGGCUUUUCUCUUUUAACGGCGGAAGGAAGGAGAGGUGAACCGGACGAUAAUUUGUUGGAACUGCAAUGUCCCGUUCUGUUUGUUAUCGGACAGUGCUCCAGUACUUCUCUGCAAGAAGACGUAGAAGAUUUAAGAGAAAGGAUGAGGGUAGAGACUGGACUAAUUGUUGUUGGAUCGGCAGACGAACAUUUAAGAAUUAAUAAAAAAAAGAAGAAAUCUGAAGGAAUAACUCAAAGUAUUGUUGAUAGAUAUAUUGUGGACGAAGUCGGCGAGUUCGUCAGUGGCAUAAUCCUUUCCCCAUUUCCACCUCAAAUAAGGCAGUCGCCCACCCACGCCGCCUCCGACAUGGUCACGAAAAAGAGCAAGAUAGAAAGGAAACGUUACAAUUCAAAUACCAGCUCGUUGGACAGCGAACCGCCGUCUCCGACACCACGGAUUUCACGACCAGUGGGCAGGCCUCCAGGUUCGAAGACAAAGUCCAGAUUAGAAAUGAAAUGGGCGCAGCAGAUAGCUCAAGGUACUACCACUCCUUCUUCACCUAGUUCUAGUCCGACACCCCUUCACCCUACUAAUAUCACAUCAGACACCUCAUCCAAUGAUAGUUCUUUACCCGAAAAACAAUUUCCACCUCCCAAAAUUAUUCCGAAUUCCGACACGCCAAUAAAAAAAAUUAAAACCUUAAAACCAGUAAUCAGUAUGGAGAAGGUCGCAAAAUCAACCGCACCUGCCGCACCGCCAGGAAAAAAUAUGAUUAUAUCGUCAGCCCGCAUGCAGGCAUAUGGAUUUAACAGGUCCGUAACACAGAAUUCCAGCUUAUCGACUCUGUUACAGGGAGGUAUAAAGACGAUACCUCCGUCACAACCGAAACCGUCUCCAUCGGGAAUCAAAGUUCUAGAAAACGUUACUUUAAACAGCAGCACUACGGCAAAGUUAAUUUCGAAUAACGGCAGGACCAUCGACUUAUCGAAAAUAACCGUGAUCAAUUCGGUUAAAGGGAGUAACACUGCAGUCGGUAACGUUUUGCUUCUUCCCGAUGGUAAACUGAAAACGGUACAUAGCUCUUCUACCAAGGGAAGUGGCGGCGCACCAAUCUUACUACCGCUGAGCCCCCAAAGAGGUCCAACAAAAGUGAACAGAGGAAAAUAUAUAACUGCAAAACGCCAACUCCUCACUACAAAACCACCGCGACCACUUAAAAAACCCAUUUAUGUGCCGACCUCGACCGUUCCAUCGACACUGCCACCUCCAACAAAUCUGACAACGCAGGAUAUAAUGGAUUUACCAAUUAUAUUCGCGGACGACAAUCAGAUCUUAGAUACAACUUUACCAACCGACUUAACAGGUAAUGUAUCUAAUUCGGGAACCCCUAAAAUUAUAACGUCUCAGACAUCCGGAAAGUUUAUGUUGGUAAAUAAACAGACGGGUAGUUCUGGUAAUUUCAUCAUUACUCCAAGUGGCGUGAAAAAACCGAGUCCGAUCAGUUUCGGUAAACAGCCUCCGAAGUACACAAAAAUCAUACUUUCUUCGAAAAGAAGUAAUGUGGAAGAAUUAAAAUCGAACACGCAAAUUCAUACUUUAUCCCCGGAAAUAACGGUUAAGAAAGUUCCGAGCUGUGAACGUGUUACAGAAAAGGUGCACAGUUCGUCUUUAAUGGAACUGAUAGACUUAGAGAACGAAAUAGAAGCUACAGCUGUGCCUAAACCUAAUUUAUCGACAUCAGAUAUAAAAAAUAUCACCGUACUUCCGAAAAGUUCUGGUGAUAAUUUUGUGUUGAACACGGAAGAUCUCAAGAGGAGUUCGUCGGUAGUUGAUAUAACGGAUGAGGGCGAUCCCGAUUAUAUUCCACCAAAGAAUCUCAAAUUAGAAUAAAAUUUAGUUGUUUGCUUUAUUUGCAUUGUUGAUUAUUUUAUUUGUUCUAUGUAAUAAAUUAUUUCA
Messenger RNA from Anoplophora glabripennis (Asian longhorned beetle), 3456 nucleotides. It is a transcript of the gene Rcd1, whose product is annotated as KAT8 regulatory NSL complex subunit 3. Gene Ontology annotation, biological process: positive regulation of transcription by RNA polymerase II. Gene Ontology annotation, cellular component: NSL complex. The coding region runs from base 238 to 3390 and encodes 1050 amino acids. The record is from RefSeq and is a predicted model, not a curated record. Lineage: Eukaryota; Metazoa; Arthropoda; Insecta; Coleoptera; Cerambycidae. The transcript is spliced from 11 exons.